UUCUCCUUCCCUUCGGCUUCUGAAUAGGAAACCAUAGAGGCUUCUAUCCAGAAGGCCCCACCUGGUGGUUGCCAUUUUGGGGAUUCUCGUUUGGGAAAAACUAGGAUACCCGACACAGAGACCGGGGCUUUGCCCUUGCCUGUUCUGCGUGGGAGGAGGUAGCGUUGCUGGUCUUCCACAGAGCUGGCUUGCAGAGACCGGGAGGCGAAGUCCUCUGUUUUGAAAGCAGGCGAUUGGACGGACGCGUUGCAUUCUUUAGGCGCCUAGUAGUACAGCUGUUACCACGCAUGCUGGAAACAGGGUUUCCAGACGCCCUUUUCACGAGUUCUUGCAUCUGAUCUGAAGCAAUCCUGAAAAAAUCCACGUUUGUCAUGGCUAGCGCCCAGCCUACAAAAGAAGAAAGAAUCAGUUACAUUAAGGGAGAUCUUUUUACUUGUCCUGAAACAGACUCGUUGGCUCACUGCAUCAGUGAGGAUUGUCGAAUGGGUGCUGGUGUAGCUGCCAUUUUUAAGAAAAGGUUUGGCGGUGUUCAGGAACUCUUAAAUCAGAAAAAGAAGACUGGAGAGGCAGCUGUUCUGAAGAGAGAGAACCGAUAUGUGUACUAUCUGAUUACAAAACCCAAAUAUUUUCAUAAGCCUACAUAUGACAAUCUACAUAAGAGUUUAGAAGCUAUGAAAUUCCAUGGUCUGAAGAAUGAUGUAACUCACAUUUCUAUGCCCAAGAUUGGAUGUGGACUCGACCGCCUGGAUUGGAGUAAAGUCUCAGCAAUACUUGAAGAAGUAUUUCAGGAUACAGAUGUUAAAAUUACAGUGUACACCCUAUAAUUAAGGUAGCAUUCUUGAGAUGAUUGUCUUGUUUUCCUAUUUGUUGUAUUCUCUGCUUGUAAAUGACGUGGGAGAAGGUGAUGGAAUUAUUUCCCUCUGCUUCCAGACAUGUUUUCACAAUUGCUAAUGCCCAAUCAUAGACAGUGUUUUGCAGAAAUUUAGAGUUAUGUCUUUCAGGGAUACUCUGUCAAGCCAGAAGUCUGUCCUCCAUUCUGCAGAUGAAGCUACUAGUAAUAAACAAAAACACCUUUUUGUGUUGCUGUAUUUUGGUUAAUCUGAUACUUCUUGCCAUGUAGUCUUGUGUUUCAAAAUAAGGUAUAAAACUAUGGAGUGACAAAUUUGUUAUAUAUGCUCAGUUUAAAAAACCCCAGAUUUUCUUCUUUACUUUUGCAUAAAUAAAAUAUCUUUUUCAAACAAA
This is a messenger RNA of Hemicordylus capensis (graceful crag lizard), 1242 nucleotides long. RefSeq names its product O-acyl-ADP-ribose deacylase 1 (gene OARD1). Gene Ontology annotation, biological process: peptidyl-glutamate ADP-deribosylation. The transcript has 6 exons. NCBI's taxonomy places the organism in Eukaryota, Metazoa, Chordata, Lepidosauria, Squamata, Cordylidae. The coding region runs from base 372 to 824 and encodes 150 amino acids. The record is from RefSeq and is a predicted model, not a curated record.